Molecule: messenger RNA, 3565 nt
Organism: Cynocephalus volans (Philippine flying lemur)
Lineage: Eukaryota; Metazoa; Chordata; Mammalia; Dermoptera; Cynocephalidae
Gene: CLDN12
Product: claudin 12
Exons: 4
Coding region: 314-1048 (244 amino acids)
Cellular component (GO): plasma membrane
Source: RefSeq, a predicted model, not a curated record
CUUCCUGGGACGCUGAGAGGGACGCGCUCCGCUCCGGAGGCACGUAAGUGUGGGCGAGCGAGAUUCCCUGCCUGUAAGAAACGGGCCCAGAUCACACAACUGUGUGUUCAGAUGUGCAUGUGUUUAUUCUAAGUUGAUUACAGCUGUUUUAGAACUAUAAGGUACCUCAAGGGAUUUCCCUGAAAAGCAUUGGAAUCAUCUUGAAUCAGCAGGAAGUAAUUGAGCAGAGUAAUUUCAGGGACCUUUGUUCUCAUGCUUUCACUUGACUAACUCAUCGGAGUCUGACUGACUGUACUGCACGAGCCUGUCUGCCAUGGGCUGUCGGGAUGUCCACGCAGCCACAGUCCUCUCCUUCCUGUGUGGAAUCGCCUCUGUAGCAGGACUCUUUGCAGGGACUCUGCUUCCUAACUGGAGAAAAUUACGGCUGAUCUCAUUCAACAGAAAUGAGAAGAACCUGACCGUCUACACAGGCCUGUGGGUGAAAUGUGUCCGGUACGAUGGGAGCAGUGACUGCCUGAUGUACGACACUACUUGGUACUCGUCAGUUGACCAGCUGGACCUGCGUGUCCUCCAGUUUGCUCUGCCCCUCAGCAUCCUGAUCGCCAUGGGUGCCCUGCUGCUCUGCCUAAUUGGAAUGUGUAACACGGCCUUCAGGUCCUCGGUGCCCAACAUCAAACUGGCCAAGUGUCUGGUCAAUAGUGCCGGCUGCCACCUGGUGGCUGGCCUUCUCUUUUUCCUGGCAGGCACUGUGAGCCUCUCCCCGUCCAUCUGGGUCAUCUUUUAUAACAUCCAUCUGAACAAGAAGUUCGAGCCAGUCUUUACGUUUGACUAUGCAGUGUAUGUCACUAUUGCUAGUGCCGGGGGCCUGUUUAUGACUUCCCUUCUACUGUUUAUUUGGUAUUGUGCAUGCAAAUCUUUGCCUUCUCCUUUCUGGCAACCACUGUACUCCCAUCCUCCCAGUAUGCAUACUUACUCGCAGCCCUAUUCAGCGCGCUCCCGCCUCUCUGCCAUUGAAAUUGACAUUCCAGUGGUUUCACACACCACCUAAUGAGGAAAUAGUUAUUUGUUAAAGAAAACUUCUUGUAACCUCACAUUCCCCUUGUGCAAGGAGCUUUUUUGGACCUAUAUACAUUGUCCUCUGUUCCUGACUAGUUGAUGAAGCCAAAUUUGUAUGUCCUGGUAGAAUGAAGUGCUGCUAGUUUUUAUGAGAAGUACAUUGUUUUCCAUGUGAAUUAUUCCUUUUAUCUUCUUAUACUGGAAGGAUUUUUAACUUUCAUAUUGAUAUCUGAUCAGUUAUUUAAGUAGAAAGGACCUGUGUUGCAAUCAAGGUGAUUUAGAGCACUAUGGUAAAGAAUGAUUGACUAACAGAAGCUGUUAUAUAAUCUUUAUGAAUAUUUCAGAGUAUAUAUUGUUCUUUUUCUAUAAUACCAUGAACUGGAAAAUCGACAGUUUCAAAUAUAAGAAAUUUCUUUCAGGUAAGGGUGAUAUUUUAACAGUGGUCAAUAAUCUACCAGCUUAAGGCUGUAACUUAUUUCUCUCUUGGGGCUACUUGUAUUGAAUAGGCUUCAGUAUAUUGAAGAUUACUUUCCUUUCUGAGUUUAUCUUCUACCUCAUGCCAGUGUUUAAAAAUAAAGUGCAUUUUAAAUAAUGUCAGAAGAAGACUAACGUUUAAAAUAUCUGUUAGUUAUGGAUAACAUUUAACAGAAUUUUUAAAGUUAAUGGUUUCAUAAAUUGUAUUAUUAGAGUUAAAAUGUGCCAUGUGACAGGUUGGUGCUUUCUCUGAGGCAGAAAAACCUUUUUUCCAGUUAUCCAUCAAGUGGUACUCAUGCCCAUAUACAAUCUCUUAGUAGCUAAGAGAAAUAAAUAAAAAGGCAAUAAAGUUUUGUUGUCUUUUAGACGUAAGUGCUAGGGGACAAGAGUGUCCUUCAGUGACAUCAAAGAUUCACUCUGGUGACUGCCUUUUGUUUGAUGGGGGAAGUAAUAUAUGGCUUUACCAUGAUCACAUUCACCCUUGAUUCAUUUCCUGGCCCCAUCACUGAUUAUUUUCUUGAGCAUGUAUCUCUGCCCAACAUUUUAGUAGAUGCUAUAGAGGAUGCAUGAAAAGUAUGAGAUCUGGUUCCAUCCACCAAGAAAUUUUAAUCUGAUAGAGAGGAUCAAACUUACUGACAAUUAGGGAGCAGUCUGUCAUCAUUGACAGUUGGCCUUGACUUCUGAAUCGUUGAUGCAGGAAUAUAUUUCAGCCAGAGACAUGACUUUCUGGCAGACAGACUAAUUGUACAAUGCCAGCAGUACCCUGGACCUAGAAAUUCAGUUUACGUCAGCUCAUUGGGUCCUUAGGGCACUUUCCUUAGCCUAGAUGUUCUAAUAACGCUAUAUCAAAUUCAUGAGAAUGGGCAGAAGUGGUAGAGAAAUUAAAUCAUUCCCUUUCCACCUCUGAAAGGAUGAUAAUAUUAAGGAGGGAGGAGUUUUUAAAAAUCUGUCUUGUGAUGGGAUAACAAUUAGAUGAAACCAUGUUUAACUGAAGUGAACACUUAGAAAUUCAGGUAUAUUGGGUCUUUACCCUUAUGAACUUGGGCUGCUUAUUAAAUUGUGUGAUUUGCCACAUAUUAGAACUAUGUUCAUAAGGAUUUUGUCUUAUUAACCAUUACAGGGUUUACAAACAGUUGUAUGGCGAACAGAUUAUUAUGCCUCUUUUGCAAAUCUGAGUAUGAUUCUGGUAUUUUUGUAGAUGUAUGUGGUCCUUUUUUUUCUAAUUCCAACACUAGUUUAUGUAUAUAGCAAAUAAAUCGAAUUGUAUAAUUUUUAAAUGCCAUCAGUAGAAUGCAUGCAGAGCUAUGGUUUUUUAGUUAUAGCUUCUGAUUUUUUUCAGUUCUGAUCCUUUUCAUUCUUCUCAGAUGUAGCUGAGUCUCAAUCAUUCCAAGACAGUGGCAGGUGGAAUUUUGAGAUUAAUAUUAAUUUUUCCCCUUUGCUAAUUAAUUUCAGUUCCCUCUCUCAACAAACUUUAGUCCAGAAGGGUCAGAAAUUCCACCAUCCCUUUGGUCAUUGUAUAAACAAUGUUAAAGAAAAGUAGACUCAGUCAUUAAAGAUAUUAGACAGAUUUUAGUCCAUGGGAUUGUAAAUAUAAACAUUAAGCUUUCCUACAAGAGUCUUUUGGCUUCAUAAUCUGUAGCCUCAAAUUAGUAUUUAUUGUGGAUUCACUAGGCAAAAGAAACAGAUGUUUCCUUAUUGUCUUUUUCUUUAGUGUUUUAGAUUUGCUAUCAGUAGCUAUUUUUUAAAGCCAUCAAAGGAAAGCAAGUAUUUACAAUUCUUUUUAGUCACUUUUGAGCACUCAUCAGGUUAUCAUUAUGAUGUGGGGUACAUCUUCGUCGUCAUUGUUAAGAGCCUGCUAAUGUUAAAGGCCUUUUACAGAGCCAAUUUGGAAAAAAGAACAAAUGUGGUAUGAUGCACCAGAUUUAUCCAUCCGGUGGAGCAAAGAAUAAACCUGAGUUUACUUUACUUGUACAUAUACACUAUAAUAGAUAGUGUGUUUGCUGUAAACUGCAAUGUAAAGCCUCAGUAAAAGUAU